Sorghum bicolor (sorghum) is the source of this 1716-nucleotide messenger RNA. Its product is annotated as protein IRX15-LIKE. The transcript is spliced from 2 exons. The coding region runs from base 491 to 1489 and encodes 332 amino acids. Gene Ontology annotation, biological process: xylan biosynthetic process. NCBI's taxonomy places the organism in Eukaryota, Viridiplantae, Streptophyta, Magnoliopsida, Poales, Poaceae. The record is from RefSeq and is a predicted model, not a curated record.
ACUAGUUUGCAGCAACCUUGCCAAAUCCUCCCCUCCAUGCCAUGCCAAUUGCCAGAGCCCAGAGAGGCGGUCACGAAAACGGAGAGCGCCACCCACCGCAAAUCCCGGCGGGACUGAACCUGAACGGAACUAACUCUUUCGUUUCCACCGCAAUUCCAAUUCCAACCACCUCCCCGAGUCCGGAUUCCCGACCGAACGAACCCAUCUUCUUCAUCUCGCACGCACGCCGCGGCCUCCCUCCACCUCCUCCUCCUCCUCCUCCACUUGAGCCGACACUUCAUCCAUUCCCCAUCCCCAUCCCACGCGGCCACCACCACCACCUCCUCCCCCCUCCUCCAUAUCUCUCCGGGCCAAGGAGGAGGAACAGGAGGAAGAGUAUAUCAGUCCUCAUACCAAUAAAUUCGUCACGCCGGCUCCGCCUCGCCAUUGCCUUGCCCCAAGGCCCAAGCUGGUAGCAGCAGGCCGGGGAGCAGUCGAGCAGGAGGAGGAGAUGAAGGGGCUGAGCGGGCCGAAGCUGCUGGUGGUGCACCCGUCGUCCAACAAGUCGCCCGGCGGGGCCGGGUCGCCCGGGGCGGUUCUUGGCGCGCGCCGCCGGGUGUGCGCCGCCGUCUUCCUGGCCUGCUUCGCCUGCGUCUCCCUGGCCACCACGCUGCUGUCGGCCGCGCGGGACCCCGGUGGGGCCGCGGCCGGGAGGGCGGCGGCGGCGUUCGCGGUGCCAGCGAGGGUUGGCGCCGGCACCGCCGCCGUGGCCGCAACGGGGGAGGGGCUGCCGGGGCACGUGUUCGACGCGCUGGUGCAGUACGCGUCGGCGGGGGGGAACUCGACGGCGAGCAUGCCGGGUGCCGACGUGCGCGCCAUCGCGGCCGUGCUCAAGCGCCGCGCGCCGUGCAACCUGCUCGUGUUCGGGCUCGGCGGGGAGACGCCGCUGUGGCGCGCGCUCAACCACGGCGGGCGCACCGUGUUCCUGGACGAGAACCAGUACUACGUGUCCCACCUGGAAGGCCGGCAUCCGGGGCUGGAGGCCUACGACGUCGCCUACACCACCACCGUCCGCGAGUUCCCCGACCUCCUCGACGCCGCACGCGCCGCGCGCGCCGCCGAGUGCCGGCCUGUCCAGAACCUCCUCUUCUCUGACUGCCGACUCGCCAUCAACGACCUCCCCAACCAGCUCUACGAUGUCUCCUGGGACGUCAUCCUCGUCGACGGCCCGCGCGGGUACACGGCGACGUCGCCGGGGAGGAUGUCGGCGAUAUUCACGGCGGGGGUGCUGGCACGGACGCGGGCCGGGGAAGGCGCGACGACGGAUGUGCUGGUGCACGACUACGAGCGGGAGGUGGAGCGGGCGUGCUCGAGGGAGUUCCUGUGCGAGGAGAACCGCGUGGCCGAGACCAGCACGCGGUCGCUCGCCCACUUCGUCGUGCGCGGCGGCGGCUCCGCCCGCCGCGACGCCUUCUGCUCCGGACCGGGAACGGCGGCGGCGGCCCACUAGUAGUUUUACUCCUGUCUGUCCCUCACCUCACCUCUUCUUCUACCUUUUUUUUUAGGAUUUAACCUCUCGAGAUCUCGAUGACGGUUAAUGAUGAUGAUGUUGUUUGUCAUGUGAGUGGGGGGCGAAAAAAGGAUGGAAAAGAGAAAAGGUGAAUGAAGCCUGUAAAAAUUCGGUGUGACGGAAAAAAAAAAAGAUGCAGAGGAAUGUGUCUCUGUCCUUGGCGACUC